Messenger RNA from Scophthalmus maximus (turbot), 1702 nucleotides. RefSeq names its product heme-binding protein soul4 (gene soul4). The record is from RefSeq and is a predicted model, not a curated record. Lineage: Eukaryota; Metazoa; Chordata; Actinopteri; Pleuronectiformes; Scophthalmidae. The coding region runs from base 394 to 1137 and encodes 247 amino acids. The transcript has 6 exons.
CCGCACCGAACCCGGCAGCUGCUCGUUUACUGGACCGGGACCGGUGUGUUGACCCGUGCGAGCCGUGGACGCGGUCCAGCGGCUGCUCCGUGCUAACUGUGCUAACUCCGCCGUGCUAACUAAACCCGGUCCAAUCCUGGUCCCUGUCGCUCCUGGACCGGGUCCUCCGCGGCCCCCUGUCGCUGCGGCUGGGGUCUGAGUUCAGACGGAGCCGGACUGAAGCGGAUCAGCGGCCUGAGUGUGGACCUGGUCCCGCGGGGACGGAACCUUGUUAUGAUUCAUGUUGACGCAGUGAUCCGGAUCCGUCUGGACUCGGGUCUCAAGGUUCUGAUCAAUCAGGACUGAUCAAUAAUCCAGCCUGUCUCAGGGGACGGUCUCUGCAGGUCAAAGGUCAUGGCUCUGAUCUCUCUGGAAGAUCUCGAUGGAUUGGACGACGAGCAGCUGGAAGAUGACAUCACUGACAACCCCGAGCCAAUGGAUGAAGAGGAAAGAGGCCGGCUGCUGGCCCAUUGGCAGGCUGUCGCCAGCACCCACCAGGUGUCUGUACCUCCAGACAUGACCGGACCAAUACAGGAAAUGACACGUAACAGCCAGCAGAGGGAGCCCCUCCCCUUCACCUCCAUAUCCCGCCUGGAGAAGAUGGGGGAGGAGCUAUACGAGGAGCGGGUGUAUCCUGCGGGACACUGGGCGUGUGUGACCAGGGGGGAGGAGCUCUACGAGCAGAGCAUCUCCAACGCCUUCAUGAAACUGAUGCGCUUCAUCUGUAAAGAGAACUCUGCAGGUCGAUACCUGGGGAUGACGGUGCCCGUGAUCAGUAACAUCCAGAUGAAGGACGGAACCACGUUUGACAAAAACGUCCAAACAUCGUUCUUCCUGCCCGCGGAGUUUCAGGGCGACGCCCCCCGACCCUGCGACCCGGACAUCGCCAUUGUCUACAGAGAGCCAAUCAGAGUCGUCGCCAGGACAUUCUUCGGGACGACCACGGAGGAGACGGUGGCCCAUCAGAUCGCUCUGCUGUGGGAGAUCCUCGGCAUCACCGACGAGCUUCGCAGAGACGAGUACAUGGUCGCCGUGUACGAGAACCCGGGCAUCUCCCACCGCAGGAACGAGAUCUGGUUCAUCCGACGCCACCUGUAGAUGCCUUACCAUCAUCCUCUGCUCCCUCCCCUCACCCUCUGAUUGGCUGCUUUGUUGUGUACACGCUUCCCAUUAUUCAAACCUUCAUUUAACCAGGAGUAAAAAAAAUCUCUUACAAUAAGAGUUAGUUUUAGUUUUUCUGUCAGAUGGACCAACCAGAGCGGGGUUAUGAUAAUGAGCAGGUCCUGACACUAAACCCCGCCCCUCACUCCCUCCUGACCAAUAGCCCACUGGUUGAUAAUGUGUUGUUCAGUUUAAUAAGAAUCUUUCACUUUGACCAAUAAAACUCAAACAGGAAGUCUGACAUCACGAGGAAGCAGGAAGUCUUUAAAGGGUCGAACCUUCAGCCUGGUUCUGAUGGACUUCAUCCGUCUGAGGAACCAUGUGCACACCUGACUGGGGCCCGGGUCCUGAUCCAGGGACGAAAGAGUGAAUGUUCUGAAGUUCGCUCCUUGUGUUUUAUGAUCAGAUGAUAAAGUUUCAGUUUGAUGUGAAGUUGUUUUGUGAUUUUCUGUCAAACUGUUUUUCUUGUUUGUGUAAAAUAAAAUCUGAAGUAAAAGUUUGA